UUUAUUUAUACAACACUACUACGCGGCGGCGGGCUUGUUAUUGAGGCGGGAGAAUGGCUCUGCCCUUCAGUGCUAAGGGUUUGAGGCCCUCGCAGGUGGUCUGCGCUAUAGUUUUCGUGAGGAUCCUGUCCGUAUUCCUGGUACAGACUUGGUAUGUGCCGGACGAGUAUUGGCAAACCCUGGAAGUGGCCCAUAAGCAAGCAUUUGGGUAUGGAGCGCUGACAUGGGAGUGGCAGAAGGGGAUAAGAAGCUACCUGUAUCCUAGUGUUGUGGCGGUAUUGUACACUAUUUUGAAGUAUACUGGACUGGAUUAUCCCGAGGCUGUGGUCAUUCUACCCCGCAUCCUCCAAGCAUUGCUAAGCUCCGCAGCCGACUACAGCUUCUACAAAUGGACCGGCGGCCGCAAAUGGUCCCUAUUCCUGAUCCUGACAUCUUGGUUCUGGUUCUACACGUCCGGCCGCACCCUGCUACAGACUGUGGAGACUGCACUGGUUGUCAUAGCUCUGUCUAAGUUCCCGUUCAAGGAUGGAAGAUUGGGCUAUUAUGAGAAAGAAAACAACUCAUGGCUGUGGUUGGCUUGCCUCAGCGUGUUUCUUCGACCGACGUCCGCGGCGCUGUGGGCCGUGCUUGGCGCCUACAAUCUGUUCACCACCAACCAAGGGCGUCUCCGACUAUUAACUCGCACAUACAUACCUAUUGCCCUCGCCACCGCCGGUCCUCUGAUCGCCCUGGACUCGUACUUCCACGGCGGUUUGAUUGUGACCCCCUGGGAGUUCUUCCGCUUCAACGUGCUACACGACAUCGCUUCCUUCUACGGGAAGCACCCGUGGCACUGGUACCUCUCCCAAGGCCUCCCAGCGGUCCUCGGCAUCAACCUGAUUCCCGUUCUACUGGCAAUAUACUCCGUCCUCCGUCGCCCUAAAGAGAAUAAAACUGGCCUACUGCUCCUAACUGCGGUCGCACUACAUGUAGCAUUGUACAGUUUCAUCGCCCACAAGGAGUUCCGGUUCGUCCUGCCGCUGCUGCCGAUCCUGCUGUAUUUGGCCCAAGACGUCAUCGCGCCGUGGAGUAGGAAAGCCAAGAAAUGGCAACUAUACCUCGUCGCCCUGGCCAUCCUCAUCGGCAACGCCGUGCCCGCGCUAUACUUCGGCAUCGUGCACCAGAGCGGCACGCUCAAGGUGAUGCCGCUGCUGCGAGACUCCUUGCCUAACAACCGCUCCUCCGUGCUCUUCAUGAUGCCUUGCCACUCCACGCCUCUAUACAGUCACCUCCACGUAAACAUCACAGCCCGCUACCUGAACUGCGACCCGCCCAUAGGCAAAACCGGCGACACCUACGAAUCGGAAGCCUUCUUCCACAACCCCCAGGCUUGGUGGCGUAGAGAAUACAACAGCAGGCAACCGCCUACUUUUGUAGUUCUUUUUGACGUGCUGAAGGGCAGAGUCGAGAGUUUGCUGGCUGGAUAUAGACAGAUAUAUGAACUGCCCCAUACACAGUUCCCCGAAGGCGAGGUGAGCGCGAACGUGCUGGUGUACCAGAGGAACGACCGGCCGAAGCCCGUCGACGACACCGUCUAACGUCCGUUAAUACAUCUUAACUACCUAUUA
Molecule: messenger RNA, 1607 nt
Organism: Cydia splendana
Lineage: Eukaryota; Metazoa; Arthropoda; Insecta; Lepidoptera; Tortricidae
Gene: PIG-B
Product: GPI mannosyltransferase 3
Exons: 10
Coding region: 54-1577 (507 amino acids)
Biological process (GO): GPI anchor biosynthetic process
Cellular component (GO): endoplasmic reticulum membrane
Molecular function (GO): alpha-1,2-mannosyltransferase activity
Source: RefSeq, a predicted model, not a curated record